GCGGCGCGUCUAGGCCGGUGCCGCUCGCGCUGCGCUAGCUCCCCACAAAGCGCCAGCUGAGGGGUCGCUGCGGACAGAGUGCGGCGGAGCCUGCCUGGAGCCCUUAGUCCCGGACGCCGCGUCGUCGGCUCGCCCGCGCUGUGUCGCCUCCCCGCGCGCGCCGAGGCCGGGCCGCCGCGCACGACCGUGCCGGGCCGGAGCCGCCGGCUGAGCGAGGACCAAGCGGCCGGGCCUGCGUGGGGCCGCGCGCGGCGGCGGCGGCGACUGCCCAGCCCCGCCAGACGGCGCAGAGCCAUGGCCGAGGCGGCCCCGGCUCCGACUUCUGAAUGGGACUCCGAGUGCCUUACAUCCCUGCAGCCCCUUCCUCUACCCACACCCCCAGCGGCAAAUGAGGCGCACUUGCAGACAGCAGCCAUCUCCCUGUGGACAGUGGUGGCUGCUGUUCAGGCUAUAGAACGGAAGGUGGACGUGCACAGCCGGCGACUCCUACACCUAGAAGGCCGGACAGGAACAGCAGAGAAGAAGCUAGCCAGCUGUGAGAAGACAGUGACGGAGCUUGGCAGCCAGCUGGAGGGCAAGUGGGCCGUGCUGGGCACCCUGCUGCAGGAGUACGGGCUGCUGCAGCGGCGCCUGGAGAACUUGGAGAACCUGCUGCGCAACAGGAACUUCUGGAUCCUGCGGCUGCCCCCGGGCGUUAAAGGAGAUAUCCCCAAGGUGCCUGUGGCAUUUGAUGAUGUCUCCAUCUACUUUUCCACUCCAGAGUGGGAAAAAUUAGAAGAAUGGCAGAAGGAACUUUACAAGAAUAUCAUGAAGGGCAACUACGAGUCUCUCAUCUCCAUGGAUUAUGCCAUGAAUCAGCCUGAUGUCUUAUCUCAGAUUCAACCAGAGGGAGAGCAUCAUACAGAGGAUCAGGCAGGGCCAGAGGAAAGUGAGAUUCCUGCAGACCCCAGCGAAGAGCCUGGUAUUUCAACCUCAGAUAUUCUGUCUUGGAUUAAACAAGAGGAAGAUCCUCAGGUUGGGGCCCCACAGGAGACCAAGGAGAGUGACAUAUACAAAAGCACAUUUGCUGAUGAAGAGCUUGUCAUCAAAGCUGAAGGCCUUGCGAGAGCCUCCUUGUGCCCUGAGGUCCCAGUCACCUUCUCUUCUCCACCACCGGCAGCAAAGGAUGCUUUUUCAGAGGUGGCUUUCAAAAACCAGCAGUCUGCACCUGUGACACCUUUUGGACGUCCAGCCCCUGACCUGCCUGAAGCCUCUGAGGGACAAGUGACUUUCACUCAGUUGGGUAGCUACCCUCUCCCACCCCCAGUGGGGGAGCAGGUGUUUUCAUGCCACCACUGUGGCAAGAGCCUCAGCCAAGACAUGUUGCUCACGCACCAGUGUAGCCAUGCUGGUGAGCACCCCUUACCCUGUGCCCAGUGCCCUAAGCACUUCCCCCCUCAGGCUGACCUUAGUAGCACCUCCCAAGACCAUGCCAGUGAGACGCCGCCCACCUGCCCGCACUGCGCGAGGACUUUCACUCACCCAUCAAGGCUCACCUACCAUCUUCGGGUCCACAAUAGCACUGAGCGCCCUUUCCCCUGCCCUGACUGCCCCAAGCGUUUUGCCGACCAGGCCCGACUCACCAGCCACCGACGAGCUCAUGCAAGCGAGAGGCCCUUCCGCUGCACCCAGUGUGGCCGAAGCUUCAGCCUAAAGAUCAGCCUCCUGCUCCACCAGCGUGGCCAUGCACAGGAGCGGCCUUUCUCCUGCCCUCAGUGUGGCAUUGACUUUAACGGCCACUCGGCCCUGAUCCGCCACCAGAUGAUCCACACGGGCGAACGCCCUUACCCGUGCACUGACUGCAGUAAGAGCUUCAUGCGCAAGGAGCACCUGCUGAACCACCGGCGGCUGCACACGGGAGAGCGGCCCUUCAGCUGCGCUCACUGCGGCAAGAGCUUCAUCCGCAAGCACCACCUCAUGAAACACCAGCGCAUCCACACGGGCGAGCGGCCCUACCCCUGCUCCUACUGCGGCAGAAGCUUCCGCUACAAACAGACGCUCAAGGACCACCUGCGUUCAGGCCACAGCGGAGGCUGCGGAGGUGACAGUGACCCAUCUGGGCAACCGCCCGACCCUCCUGGUCCCCUUUUACCUGGGCUGGAAACCUCCGGCCUAGGCGUUAACACCGAGGCUCUAGAGACCAACCAGUGGUAUGGGGAAGGAAGUGGAGGGGGAGUUUUGUAAACCUCUGUGGCUUCAUGGUUAUCUGUACUCACAGCAGGGCAGAAAACCCAAGAGAAGGCCCAGGAGCCCCUGUGUCACCCAUGCUAUUGAGUGCAUGAAGGAAUUUGGGGCCCUCUACAUUUGACUAGAAGCAUACUUGUGUCAGAACUUCACAAUAUUACAAGAAACCAUGUUUGAAACCCAGAAAGACCUGGGAAGGAGCCCAACAUCCUCAUCUUUUCAAAGAUACUACAAAAGCAGAAGUUAGAAUGUUGCAGAGAGCUUGGAAAGCAAGAUUUGGCCUUUGGUUGUCCUGUUGUCUUUUACCACUGAGUAACAGAUUAAUAAUAGUUUGCAUCUCUAGAUAGACAGGUGCAGAGGAAGCACCUCCAAAGCUUAAAGCCCAUCAUGAGACAUGAGAAUGUUUAACUAAAAUCCUUUCAUUCAUUCCUUGAUAGGUAAGAUGGUUAACGGGAGAAAAUGCUUAAACCACCAUUCAUGUUACUGUUUCCUAUCUCAAAACCAGCUAAGAUCUGUUCACGCAUCCCUGUAGCUGCCUUUGCUGAAAUAUAAUAACUCAAGACUGCCUUCCUGGGUUUCCUAAAUUGAUUCUUCUAAUACAUUGUAUUUAAUAUUGGGUGAAAAAGAAAUUUGACUUUAAAAGCAAGGGCAUCAGUUAUUUUACUGGCUUGAAUUGAAACUUGUGGUUUCUUGUACUUGCAUUUAAACUGCUAGAAACCUUUGCCAAGGUCCUGUUUAAAAAUUGGGAGUGGUGUUCUCAGCCCUAUCUUUAAAAGCUGGAGAUCCCAGAGAAAUAGCUGGCAUAGCAAUGACAGCUCAGCCUAAAAUGUGUGCUUGCACCGUGUUUUUAGAGUCAUUUAUGUCAAGUUCUCCCUUAUCUUUUCCAAGCCUGUGAGCUUGCUUUUCCGUUUUUGCUCUUUGAUAUUCUUGACAAUCAUCAGCAACAAAGAUCACAGCACUUUCUAAAAGUAUUACGGGGUUUCAGAAAGUGCCAGUGAACCUUCAGCUUUUACUUCCUCGGUAGUGAGAUGAUAGUGGUGUUGAAAUGCAGCUUUCCUGAGCCAGUAUAGAGUGUAAGUUCACCCCAUCUGGCUCUGCCCUGUUGACAGUAGAUUGAGGAACUUCCUAGAUCACUGAGAGCUAAGCACUGUCUAUAGAUAAGGACAGCCUGUUCCUGCUUGUUUUGCUUUUAGGGAUCUUGGCUACCAUGUGUUUUCUCUGGGGCAUUCAAUCACCUGGGAGCGUCUGAACCUUUUACUAUUCCUAAGUGACUUUGCACCUGGGUAUAAGUCCUUUUCCCUUUAGAGAUCUCAAAUUUUGACUUGCAAAAUGAGGUUGUUGAAAGCAAAGAAAUGAACCUUUAGAAACUAAAAAGAAAGAAAACCUUGUGAUACAUUCCUUCUCCUGCCAAAAUUCUGUCUGUAUCUUUGGCUUCUGUCCACACAAAGCCAAAUAAAACAGCAAAAUCAAAGCAGAGAA
Oryctolagus cuniculus (rabbit) is the source of this 3702-nucleotide messenger RNA. RefSeq names its product zinc finger protein 398 (gene ZNF398). NCBI's taxonomy places the organism in Eukaryota, Metazoa, Chordata, Mammalia, Lagomorpha, Leporidae. The record is from RefSeq and is a predicted model, not a curated record. Gene Ontology annotation, biological process: regulation of DNA-templated transcription.